AUGACUAUCAAGGAAGACAAAGUCCUUUUUGUCAUUGCCAGUACCAACCAAGCAUUGGAUAGCUUGACCCAACCGAAUGAGCAGAGGCGAUUCGAGCAGCAUCGAAUGAUCAGUGAAGCAGUUGCUUCCAUAGGGUCUUAUGAAAUUUCAUGGCUCAAUAGAAAUGGUCAGGAAGUUAGUACUGAAGAAGUGCAAGCACAUAAUCUCAUCAGUGGUGCUAUUGUUAUUGGCAAUCUACCACUUGUCCAGUCGUUGAUGGGGAAGAUAUCUGUGAAUGCCAGUGUCAACAGAGAAAAUCCCUACUUUGGCAGACCUCUACAUACUGCUGCGGUGUGGGGCCGGAUUGAAAUCGUUCAAUAUCUCCUAGACCACGGUGCUGAUCCCAACCAGUUCACUGGAGCGCAAGGAGAAGAUAAUGAUGAUGAUUGGGAACAUGCACACCUGCACUCCCGACAUGAGUACCGAAGUCCAAAGGGCAGUGCUUUGCGAGCUGCAGCACUAGGAGGCCAUGAGAAAAUCGUCCGUUUUCUCCUGAAACCUAGGUGUGGAUUGUCUCUUCCAAGAGCUGAGUACCUUCAAACCAUGCUAGCUGCAGUCCGUGGAGGGCACUUGAGCAUCAUUGAAAUUAUCCUUCAAAGCAUGGAAACAUCAGUCCAUGAAUUAGGCACGUUUCGGGACCAAAUGCUCUGGGAGGCUGUUCGGCAUGACCAAGAAGCAGUGGUGCAAAUGCUUCUGGUCCAUGGCACUGAUGUGAACACACUGCCAUAUGCCAAUGGAAGGGACCAUGGAUGUGCUAUCAAGAUCGCUGCAUCACAGGGCUAUCAUCACUUGGUCCGCACCCUUUUAGACCAUGGAGCAGAUUUGGAUUGUGAAUCUCAGACUCCCAUCAUUGCUGGGGCACAAGGUGGACAUGAAGAAAUAGUGCAGCUUCUGCUUGAGUAUGGUAAAAGCAUGGAAGAAGCAUUCAUCAGUGCUGUAGAUGGAGGACAAGUCCAUUUGCUGAAAUAUCUCCUUGAAAAAGGUGUGGAUGUCCAGGCAAAAGGUCAAUCAAGCCAAACCUGUGACGGUCCCGUUCAGUAUAAAAUAUAUUGGUAG
Aspergillus chevalieri is the source of this 1095-nucleotide messenger RNA. RefSeq names its product ankyrin repeat domain-containing protein. The record is from RefSeq and is a predicted model, not a curated record. Gene Ontology annotation, molecular function: protein binding. Lineage: Eukaryota; Fungi; Ascomycota; Eurotiomycetes; Eurotiales; Aspergillaceae. The transcript has 2 exons. The coding region runs from base 1 to 1095 and encodes 364 amino acids.